Messenger RNA from Epithele typhae, 618 nucleotides. RefSeq lists its product as uncharacterized. The record is from RefSeq and is a predicted model, not a curated record. The transcript has 8 exons. Lineage: Eukaryota; Fungi; Basidiomycota; Agaricomycetes; Polyporales; Epitheliaceae. Bases 1 to 618 code for a protein of 205 amino acids.
AUGUCAAACUCGAGCGAUUCGGACGUUCAGGACGAUGUUCAGGACCAGCUUCUCACCAACAUGUGCAGUAUUGCAGUAGCAGCGUUUUUCAUCUACGAGAGCGUGAUUGUCUUCGGCCGUGAAGUGGAGCUGUUCUGGAAGGCAAGACCAUCCGGGGCCACCGUCAUCUUCUUAACCAACAAGUACUUCCGCCUUUUAUACUACAUCUUGGGGAUCAGCGCCUUCAUGUAUACGUUUACAUUCCAGGCCGUCUACGGUAUGGGUCUCACCGGAAUAGUAGACCCAGAUAACGGCUCAUGCGGCUCGGUGAACAGUGUCUCGCUGGACACCGCGUUCAACGGCUUAGUUGUCAUUGUCUCUCGCACGGGCCUCAUCACCGCGGACCUCAUCCUCAUCGCCGUAACGUGGAUGCAGCUUUUCAGACCGAAAAGUGGUCAGAAUGGCCUUGGCAGAGGAUGGCGCAUGUCGUUCGUCAACGUGGUGCUCCGUGAUGGAACCAUAUACUUCUUUGUGAUGCUGGUGUUCAACGUGCUGCAACUCACGUUCUCACUGCUUUCGAUCUUCGGCACGGGCGACCCGUCUGCCGGAAGCAACAUCCCAAUCUUCACCGAUCCGUAA